This is a messenger RNA of Xyrauchen texanus (razorback sucker), 1369 nucleotides long. RefSeq names its product quinoid dihydropteridine reductase a (gene qdpra). Gene Ontology annotation, biological process: tetrahydrobiopterin biosynthetic process; L-phenylalanine catabolic process. NCBI's taxonomy places the organism in Eukaryota, Metazoa, Chordata, Actinopteri, Cypriniformes, Catostomidae. The coding region runs from base 58 to 771 and encodes 237 amino acids. The transcript has 7 exons. Gene Ontology annotation, cellular component: cytoplasm. Gene Ontology annotation, molecular function: NADH binding; NADPH binding; 6,7-dihydropteridine reductase activity. The record is from RefSeq and is a predicted model, not a curated record.
GAUGAGUGAGAGGAUACUCGUCAUUUUUGCUGAAGCGUUUCAAAGCGGAGAAAAGCCAUGGCAGCAGCGAACCGUGUCCUUGUUUACGGAGGAAAGGGGGCUCUCGGGUCGGCCUGUGUGCAUUGUUUUAAGACGAAAGGUUGGUGGGUUGCUAGUAUUGACAUCGGAGCGAACGAAGAAGCGAACGCAAAUGUCCUGGUGAAGCUCUGCGAGUCAUUCACCGAUCAAGCUGCACAGGUGAUGUCAGAUGUAGCCACAUUACUGGAGGAACACAAGGUAGAUGCUGUCAUUUGUGUGGCUGGAGGUUGGGCUGGAGGAAACUGCAGCUCAAAAGACUUGUAUAAGAAUUCUGAUAUGAUGUGGAAACAGAGUGUCUGGACCUCCACCAUUUCCAGUCAUCUUGCAUCUCUGCAUCUGAAACCAGGAGGUUUGCUGACCCUUUCUGGAGCAAAGGCCUCACUGGAUGGCACUCCAGGCAUGGUUGGGUAUGGCAUGGCCAAGGCGGCGGUCCAUCAGUUGUGCAAGAGUCUGGCUGGUGAGGACAGUGGUCUUCCGUCUGGAGCUGUAGCUGUGGCCAUCCUUCCGGUUACCUUGGAUACACCAAUGAACAGGAAAUUCAUGCCUGAUGCAGAUUUUGGGAGCUGGACACCGCUGGAAUAUAUCGCAGAAACCUUCUACAGCUGGGCCACUGGGUCAGAGCGGCCAGCCUCCGGCAGCCUCAUACAACUGGUGACGACUGGGGGGAAAACAGAGGCCUCGCUGGCACAGUAAAGCUGAACAAAGGAAAAAAAGAGAAGGAGAGAAAAAGAGCUGAGGAGAGCAUUGUUUACCAAUACUGUGCAGCAGAGGAGAGUGUUCAAACAAAAAGGAUGGAAAAUUUGAGAUUUCCAUUCAUCCAGCCUCAUUGGGCAUACACAGCACUGUGUCUCUGGGUGGACAAAGUAUUGUUUUAUAUUGAUUAAUUUUCAUGUGCUAUACAUCAGUAAAGCAGAACAUAGUUGAAAAGUGUAAUUUCCCUGCUGGGAAAAAACCCCCCGCUUAAAACAGAAGUUGUUGUUGUGCUGGUUUUCAGCAGGUCUCAUGGCCGAAGACAAGCUUGACUAGGCUAGGUCAAGCAGCUAAGACUAACAAACCAUUUUUACAAAUAUAAACAAAUGUUGUGCCGCUGUCAUAUUUGAAAUGCACAUUCCAACUUUUCGGAAGUGGCCUUAGCUUGUGUUUGUGUACAGUAAGUGUGAGUGUCUAUGUUUACUGCCUGAAAUGAAGUAAUUGAAACGAAAUCAUGCUCUAUUUUAAAAACAAUAUUCCCUCUCCAGUGUGUUCUGAUGCUAAUUAUUGUGUGUAGACCAUACUUGCACAAUAAAUAUAA